Melopsittacus undulatus (budgerigar) is the source of this 1025-nucleotide messenger RNA. It is a transcript of the gene S100A16, whose product is annotated as S100 calcium binding protein A16. The transcript is spliced from 3 exons. The coding region runs from base 154 to 474 and encodes 106 amino acids. Lineage: Eukaryota; Metazoa; Chordata; Aves; Psittaciformes; Psittaculidae. The record is from RefSeq and is a predicted model, not a curated record. Gene Ontology annotation, molecular function: calcium ion binding; calcium-dependent protein binding. Gene Ontology annotation, cellular component: perinuclear region of cytoplasm; nucleus.
UCAGGGAGGGGUGGGAGCCUCUUUAAAAGCCCCACUGGGCCCCAUGCUAUGGGUGCGAGGUGAGCAGAGAGCGGUGCCAGCGGCUCCCAUUGACCGCGCUGCGGAGCGGGGACAGACGGACACAGCAGGACCCACACGGGCUCUGAGGCAGCGAUGGCCGAGUGCACGGAGCUGGAAUGGGCUGUCCAGGUGCUGGUGAACAACUUCGACAAGUACUCGAGCCGCAGGUGCUGCUGCAAGAAGCCAAGACGCAUCAGCAAGAAGGACUUCCGCAAGAUGCUGAGCUGUGAGCUCAACCACAUGCUCACGGACACCGGGAAUCGCCGCGCGGCCGAUAAACUCAUCUGUGACCUGGAUGAGAACAAGGACGGACGCAUCAGCUUCGAGGAAUACUGGACCUUGAUAGGCGGCAUCGCCAGCCCCAUCGCCCAGAUCAUCCGCCAGCAGGAGCAGAGCGUCAAGCACACCAAGUAGUGGCUCCGGCAGAGCCCCCAUCAUCACCUCCUGCUCCUCCAUCACCUCCUGCUCCUCCAUCACCUCCUGCUCCUCCAUCCCUCCCUGCUUCUCCCCCAGUCCCAUUGCUAAGCCCAUCCCCGAGCCCCCUGCUCGCCCUGGGGCACCCUGGUCUCCCAGAGCCAUGCCAGGGUGUGAUGGGGUGGGAGGAACCUAUGGGUGGGAGUUGGGGGGUGCGAGGCCAUGGCAGCCUCGGGGGGGCCUUGGGCUGUGCUAUCCCUGCCUUCAUCCUCACCCCCAAGCCCUCGCUGGGCAAGGAGCCAUGGGAUGGGCUUCUCCUCAGCCAGGACAUGAGUUCUGGCUGUUCUCUGGGGCACACAGCCCAUCACAGCCCAGACCCCUCCCAAGGGAUGGGGUUUUCCUAUGGGAUGAAGGGUCCUUUCCCCUUGCCCAAGCUGGUGCAGGCUCUGCCCCGCUGGUGUCCUUCAGGCUCGGGGAGCUGCGGUCCCAUCCGGCCGGCACCACUCGGCCUUAUUUAUUGCAGCAAUAAAGAACGGAGGAGCAGCCGGUGA